Messenger RNA from Coturnix japonica (Japanese quail), 8888 nucleotides. The record is from RefSeq and is a predicted model, not a curated record. NCBI's taxonomy places the organism in Eukaryota, Metazoa, Chordata, Aves, Galliformes, Phasianidae.
GGGAGAUGCUGAGCUCCGUGCCCGCAGCCCGGGGCCGCGGUAACCUUGUAGGCAGCCCUUGGAGCCUUGCGCGAGGCUCACCGCAUUGUCUGCACCCGCGCUGUGUUGCGCAGAGCUCGGGCAUGGCUGUAGCUUUGUGCUGGAAGGGCCGGGUGUGCGGUGCUGCUGGGUCUGGGUUCGGUGGCGAUGUGCAGGGCUCUACAGGAGAGGUUGGUUGGGUUCGGGGCUGGCUCCCGGGUUGCCUUUGUGUUUGCUUGUGGUGAUUCCCAAAGCAAGAUGAGCUCUGCACCAACUCUCAUGCCUACAGCUGGCUGCAUUUAGGGUUUCUUGCUAAGAUACCUCCUAGGGCUCUGCGGAUGUAUUCUCAUCAGUUUUGAUGUGCACAGCCGUGCUUCACCCCAACGGGCUUUGAACACUCCGUGGUUUGUGUGGGUUGUUGUCCUUCCCUUGAUGCAGGUAAGGGGCUGGGGGGGACCUGGAGCUGGCGCUGCAAGGUGGGCAAGCCCUGUAGAAGUGCUCACUAUGUGGAGAUACAGCAGACACCAUGUUUGUAUGCUGGGUGGUUUUGCUGGGGCCGGGCACCUUGCCAAAAAAGCAGCCAAGGUGCUGUAUUUGGAGGGGUUGCUGCCCAAAAUCCACCACAGUACAAUUAUUAUUGUCAGAACCCCCCACUGCACUGGGUACAGCUCCUCAGAGCAUGCGUCCUGCAGGGGAUUGGCCCUGCAACCACCUUGCAAAAGACUCUCCUGGAGGAGGCUGUGGCUCAGUGGGGUUCUGGAAAUGGCUUCUCGCAGCACCCACUCUAUCCCUAUCCCUUCCCCUGCUCCAGCUGCAUUAAUCUACAUAAUUAAGAUGAGGGAUGUUAAAGGUGCCUUCCCCUUCUGUUUGGUUCUGUUGCCCUUAGGUGUGCCUGCUCGUGGGGAUCAGAGGUUGGUCUCUGCUAUGCAGUGCGAUUGGAGCUGUGAUCUGCAGCCUUGGCUGCACUCAGGUGCAGAGCGCAUUCACGGUUUCUGGGAUGGGAGCAGGAAAAGGAGGUGCUCCAUGCUUGGCAGCCUUGAUUUAUGAUCUAGGCCGUCAUCCUGAAACAACCACAGCAAGGUGAAUCUGCUGGGGAGCGUGGCGAUAAAGAAAGGAGCAUGCAGGUGCUGGCUCCUGGGAGGACAGCAGGAAGGCUCAGCUGGGACAUGUGGGUAGUUUUGCCUUCUGCUAUGGGUUUAAUGGCAGGGUUUAGUAGAACUGUCCACAGAACCCCCGGGGCUGAGGGGUUCCUGCUCUCACCCCACUCCAUGCCGCUCUCCAGAGGUGCUCCACAGCCCUGCGAUGCCGUCAUCCCACAGGGAACACUUGCGAGUGCUCUUCUGCAUCUCGAUGCCCUCUGGGUUUUAAAACCUGUUUUUCAAGCUUUCAAUUUCUCCUCUGCAGGUACACCUGUCCUACUCGGUGCGGGGUGGGAAAGGAGGCACCUGAUGUGAUUACAUGCAGGCGUGGGGAAGGGAGGCGAAUGGCCUGAGAUCGCUCAUCAGAUAAGGGGCUAAAUGAGUGCUCGCAAUUUUCUCAAGCUUGCUUGUGGAAACCUGCGCAUGCGUUGCAAGCAAGAGACCUUGUGUUCAGGCUUUUCUCUGGAGAGUCUUGGGAUUCACUCUCGUAAUUGGCAGAGGAGUGAGUUCUGGAGAGCCUCUGUUCUGAGCCUGCUAACAACUGGGAAUGGGUCUUUUGGUGACCAGGACAAGACAACCCAAUCUGGUGUUGGAGUUGGCCCUCCAUUGGGAGAGUGGUUGGCCAGGUUCAGCACCAUGAGUAGGCAGCCUGGGCGCUAGCAGUGUGAGGAGCCCAGCACGGUGCUGCUCCACUCACACCUUGCUUCACUGCUCAUCCCUGUGGGGAGACGGGUGCUGGCAGCCCAUCCUGCCCUUCCACCCCGCUCUCCCUAGAGCGGACGGGCCCGUUAUGGCUGGAGACAGACUUCCACGCAAAGUGAUGGAUCCAAAGAAGCUGGCCAGCCUCCUGCGGAACGGAGCAGAGGGCACCCUGGUCAUCGAUAGUCGCUCCUUCGUUGAGUACAACUCCUGGCACGUCCUCAGCUCUGUCAACAUCUGCUGCUCUAAGUUGGUCAAGAGGCGGCUCCAGCAGGACAAGGUCUCUAUUACAGAACUCAUCCAGCCCACCUCCAAGAUGAAGGUGGAGGCAGAGGAGCACCAGGAUGUGGUGGUCUAUGACCAGAGCACACGGGAUGUGACCGGCUUGGCUGCUGACAGCUUUCUCUCCAUCCUCCUGGGCAAGCUGGACAGCUGUUUCCACAGUGUCUCCAUCCUCACAGGAGGCUUUGCCACCUUCUCAUCCUGUUUCCCGGGGCUCUGUGAGGGGAAGCCAGCUGCCAUCCUGCCAAUGAGCAUCUCCCAGCCGUGCUUGCCUGUGGCCAAUGUUGGCCCCACACGCAUCCUGCCACAUCUCUACCUGGGCUCCCAGAAGGAUGUCCUGAACAAGGAUUUGAUGACACAGAAUGGGAUAAGCUAUGUCCUCAACGCCAGCAACUCCUGUCCCAAGCCAGACUUCAUCUGUGAUAGUCACUUCAUGCGCAUUCCUGUCAAUGACAACUACUGUGAGAAGCUACUUCCCUGGUUGGAUAAAUCCAUUGAAUUUAUUGACAAAGCUAAGGUGUCCAGCUGCCAAGUGAUUGUGCACUGCUUGGCAGGGAUAUCCCGCUCUGCCACAAUCGCUAUUGCAUACAUCAUGAAGACCAUGGGCAUGUCAUCUGACGAUGCUUACAGGUUUGUUAAGGACCGUCGCCCAUCGAUCUCACCCAACUUCAACUUCCUGGGCCAGCUCCUGGAGUAUGAGAGGAGCCUAAAGCUCCUAAAGGCCCUGAAGGCCCAGGGCGACCGGGGUGAGGGAGAAGCUCCUCAGGACACAACCGAGGCAUCCGAGGCUGGCAGGCAUCCCACACCGUCUACCUCAGAGAAGGUUGAGGACGUACCAAGAAGCACAACCUCUGCACCCCCACCCAGUGACCCUGAAAGGCAAGGUGGGCCACCCAAAGUCUUGUCACCCACGGCACUGCAGCAGGGACUCAAUGGCUUGCACCUUUCCUCGGAGCGCAUCCAGGACACCAACCGCUUGAAACGCUCCUUCUCCCUGGACAUCAAGUCCGCCUACUCCCCCGGCCUGCGGCAGGACCCCCCAGGCCUACCCAGCACUGGGGAGGCCCCCAAGCUCUGCAAGUUGGACAGCCCAUCAGCUCCCAGUGGCCAGUUCUCCCCAGUGCCCGAUAGCCCUGACCGGCCCAGUGGGCCAGACCUCCUGCUGGAGGCCAAGGUGAGACAGCGACGCAAGCACAGGCACCAAGCUGGCUCACCAGCCCAUGGCCUCAGCCUCAAUAUCAGCUCUGCCCGCAAGAGCCCUGGGGCAGAGGACAGCCUCCAGCCAAGGCUCAGCCUGCCUGGCCCACCACAGGCCUCCAAUGGCUCCUGGGGGAACGUCCACCUCGAGUCCCCCAGCACCCCAUCCUCUGAGGGAGGAUGGUACUUCAGCACAGACUCAGCCAGUAGUGGUGGCAGUGGCACCGGCGGUGGGACGCUGUUCAGUGGCACCAGUCCAUACCCCCCAUUUAGUUGCAAUGGGAUGCCAGGAGGCUGCGAGAUCAGACUGAGGGACAAGCAGCGGGCUGAGGCCCGGGAUGGGAGGCACAGCUGGCAUGAGGAAGCCGGCGCAGAGAAGCAGUUCAAGAGGAGGAGCUGCCAGAUGGAGUUCGAGGAGACCAUGUCUGAGGGCAGGUCCCGGGAGGAGCUGGGCAAAAUAGGCAAACAGUCAAGCUUUUCUGGCAGCAUGGAGAUCAUCGAGGUGUCCUGACACCCAUCGUGGGUCAUUGGAGCAAAGGGGUGGGGGGAUAUUUAAGAUGGGGAGAGAUGCAGGGAGGGUGGGUGGGGAGUAUUUAUACCCGCGUGCGCAUUUUUGGGAGCACGCACAUCAAAAUGAAAGCAAAGAGGAACGAAUCCAGAGUCAGGAAACAUCACGGUGAAUGCUUAGUGUCCCUCCUCAUGCCCACUCUGGUUCUCCCACUCUAGCAGUCUCCAGCUCUUGGUGACAUCACCCUGGGCUUUUGCACAUGGAGCAGUGAUGGGAGAGCAGUCCUCAGAGCCCUGUACUCGAAUCCGGGGUGUAAAAUUUGAAAGGGAAGGGGCAGGAAUUACCAUUUGGGGUUGGGAGGGUGAGCAGAGCCUAUUCCUGCCUGGGGAGGGACGUGGCCCCGUGAGGACAGAGCACAGCAUCACUCUGUCAAGGUCAGGAAGAGGCAACCCACCUAUCCCUCCCCACACCCCAGUGCACUAAGCAUGUGCCCCCAUGUUUCUCUGGCUUGAGUAUCCUAAAGAUGCUGCACUAGAGCAGCCCUAUACAUAUAUAAAUAUAUAUUAUAUAUAAUAUAAAGAAAACACACACACACACAAAGGAAAAAAGGCAAAUGGUUUUACUGCGAUUUUUAUUGAGACGUAAAUAAUAUUUCAAUUUUUUGUUUUGUUUUUAAUUUAUUGAAGCUGUUUCAUUCUGGCAAUGAUUUGCAGACAAUGUGGGGCGGUACUUUCAGCUCUAUUUUUACUGUGUAUGGUAUUUAAAUCUGAAAUACGAGUUUCUAAGCAAUAUCUGAGGCCUGUGGCUCCUUCUAUAGAUCAUGUCGACGACAAAGAUUUUCCCCCAUUCCCUCUGAGUGCAGCAAAAAGGGGACAGAAAACUCUUUGGAGCACUUUUUCUAGAAACAAACAAGUGAACAAGGAAGUCGUAAAAUCUUAAAACACAAACUGAGCCAGAAAACUCCCUUUCUGGAAGCUGCUGCCGCAUCUCCGCUCCCUUGGUCCCUGUUUUCUUCCCCUACCCCAUCAUAGCCAUCAUUCCCAUCCUGGCCAUCAUCUCCUUCCCUCCGUUGUGCUGCCCUUUCUGGCUGGAGACAGAGAGGAGCGAGUCAUUGAGAUGGAGGGAAGUGGCACUGGGCAUCCCCAGGGAUACACAUGGAAGGAGAGGCAUCCAAUGCCACUGCAACAUUGGAAGGGGAGGUUGUUAGUGGUUGGGAUUUCAUCUAAGGGAUGUCUUGCCUGUCCUCCCCAGCCCCAAAACUCUUGGGCUGAGUUUUUCUAGGGAAAUGUUUUUGCAGGUCCCUCUUUGCUUCCUGGCUGCCUUCACCAGUGGGGAGCCAAGACCUUGCAACCCAAUGCCCAAUUUCAGGCUUGCUGAGAAGCUGCUUUCUGGAGCUGUAGGCACAGAGCUGCCUCUGCUGCAAAGCACAUAUCUCCCUGUGGCUGUCUUUGCUUUCUCCCUCGUCUUGCGCUAGCUUGCAAAGCUAAUACCUCAGGGGUCUCCGUUCAUGCGUGUCUGUGUCCUGUGUCAUCCUUUAAGCAUUCUUCAUUUCUGGAGCCACUCUUUUUUUCUUUUUCUCUCUUACCUUUGUACCUCCUUUUGUUGUUCUUUUCUAUCUCUAAAUCAACUUACACAUGACAAAGAAAAAAACUAUCUCAGGUUAAACAGUGAACACAGCCCAGAGGCAUGAGGAGCUGUGAUAGAGCAAGGAAGAGCAGCUUGCUGCUCCCUGACCUCCUCUGCCUCCAUCUGGGUGCCUGAAGCUGAGACAAGCCUGUCUAGAGGUUCAUUGCUGUUUUCAACAUGUCUUUAUUCUUACUGUUUUUACAAUGAGACCAUGUUGGGGAGAUUCCACAUGCUCUCACUUGGUUCCCCAAUGUCCCUUGAGAGCACACCACCAUCCAUCACUACCUUCAACAAGCUCCUCUAACCAGCUCAGUCAUGCUGACCCAAACCAUGGAGUAGGUAGAAAGAGCAUUCCUUCUGCUGGCCUUGCAGCUGCAAGCUAACCCUAUGGUUUGAGAGGGUAGUGAUGCUAGCAAAGCUGUGCCAGGGCUUUUCAGCCUUUGCCUCCUCAGCUUUCAGCACUUACACCCCUUUAGUUAUGGCCUGCUCCGCCAACCUCAUUUAAUGACAACCUCAUUUACAAUCUACUCUUUCUGCCUGUCACUUUGGCUGUGCUUUCAUUGAAACUUGAGAAAAUUUCCCCUCCUGGCCACAAAAGGAAGAUGAAAUCAUUCUCUACCCAUCACCUCCAUCUCAAGAGCUAGGCAGCCCUUCAGGAGUUGCAUUCAUUGUAGGGUCUCCCUGCUGGGCAUUAAUUACAGAAAGAAGAUGACAAGUUGGCAUGGCGAGGCAGUGGCGAGCACUCACAUAACUCAUCCCAUUAGCUGGCAUGGUGUGUUACAAACAUACAAAAAAAAAGCAGCUGGAGUAUGUCAGGAAGGAAAAAGUGAGUGCUGUAGACAAGACUCUGAAUGUCUGAAGGGGCGGAUGCGUGGUUUUGCAUUUUGUCAUCUCUCUAGCAUGCCCUCGAUUGCUCUUCAGCUGUGCUUGAGGCUUUAGGCACUAUGGGCUCCUCUCUUCUCUGAAACCAGAGCAAAAAAAAAAACCUUUUAAGAUUCAUGUAUAGGUCAUAGUGGCCAGGAGCCAUUCAUCACCCACCUCUGCAGUCUUCUUCUGAAGUCCUUCAUGUCAAUCCUUUCCCUUUAUGUUGGGUGUGUGUGCUAGAAGUCCUCUUGUGCAAUGUUUUAAGGCAACAUCCAGAAAAUACCUUGUAUCACAGCAGCCCUGCCUGAGCUGGGGCUAUCAGUGCUAAGCCUGAGCCAUGAGGGUCACCGAGAGGCUUGCAAUUAUUGUGAGUGACUUUUCCAAUCUGCCUGAUGGACAACUUUGUUCACAAAUCAAAAGACUUGUCAUGAGGGUGGAUGUGUUGGCUGUCUUCUGACCAAGCCAUUUUAUGGGCUCUUGCAACCAGACUACUCAAUCCAAGUUUCACUGGGACCCAAAUGGUGUCCAUCCUCAUAUGAUGAGGGUGGAUUUCCUUGUAGUGGCAGAAGUGAGAGCAGGGGAGAGGUCUCUCCUUCUAAGAGAGGAACCACCAAAGCUGGUUAGGCACUGCAGCUGCCACAUGCCCUGUGGUCCAGGACACCCCACCAUGUUCACAUCUGCUUCAUCCCGGAUGCAGUGGUGGUGGUGUUGGGACUUUUGACCAUAUGAAGGAUGGACCAAACCACAGCUUUCCUUCUGGCUAGAAGGAACACCACUCCAGCCUCCUGACUGUCUCCAGGCAUGAGCCCCUCAGCUGGUUCCUUCCCAUCCAUAUUUUGGGGGCUGAGCAAACUUGGAGGGAGGGCAGUGAUCAGGUUGGCAACACCAAGCCAGAGGCUUGGGUCGGAGCAGGCUCGUCCCCAGCCUCUGUGGCAGCAUCUCCAGCCCCUGCUGCCUUCCCAGCCUUUCUCUUUGUUUGUUUCUUUGGACGUCUGUCCCUGUUUUGUCUGCCCCUUAGGAGACUGUGCCCCACAGAACCCCCUCCCACUGUCCCGUUCCCCCUACCAUUAUUAAUACUAAUGAUAAUAAGCUAUCAGUGUUGUCAUUGCAAUCUAUGAAUGAUAGAUUUAAGUAUUUAUGAUUAUUAUUAUGAUUAUUAUGGUUAUGAUUAUGUACUUUUUUGCUUCUUACUCUUUGUAUGUUGCUCCUUGUUUCUCUGUUGUGAAUAAACACAAGGCCCCAUCAGACCUUCUCUCUGCUCCCAAGCCAGAGGAGGCAAACACAGCCCCAACAGACCCUAGUCUGAAGGUUUGGAGGGUGGUGCUUUCCAAGGACAUAAAGAAACCAAACCUGGGGCAGAUCUGUUCUCUUAACUCUUCCCUUCCUUCCUGCAACUCCUCUCCCCCAUAUUGCCAUCUGUUUGCAAGAGACAGGAAUCCACCAGCAUCAGGAAUGGAGAAUUAAAUGGCAAAGCAUAAAGCAUAAAGUGUUAGCCACAAUGAGUGUUGGCUGGGUAUCCUGCUCAUAAAGGCAUCUCCUUCCAGGUCAUGGCACUCUGACCUUCUGCUGGCUGCACGCUGAGGCUGCAGCUCCACCCAGAUGGGUUUGGGUUCUACUGAUGCCUCUGGUUCACCAAUCCCCCACUCACCUCACUCAGCCAAGCCCACCCACUGGUGUUCCAUCCCAGAAAGAUGUCAUGGGCUCUCCUGGUGCCAGUGUCCUUAUGGUGCCACUGCCUCUGUCUGUCUGAGGCUGAUAAAGCAGGAUGCCAGUAAGCAGGCAGAACUUUGACCUUGUUUUAUCUAUACAUCACCUAGGCUGUUUACACAGCUGAGAGGUUUUCAGGUGGCUGUAAGGAGAAUAUUUUGCUAGGAGGAGACAUUAGGGAAAGGGAAGAGGAGCCUCAUCUGCUCCAUGGUUUGAAAUACUCUCUGUACCGUGAGCCCCAUAAAGAAUCAUCUUGAUCUGGGGACUUUAACAAUGCCCUUCCCUUUGCAGUCCUGACACGAUCAGUUCUGUCACUACUUUGCCUCCUCAUGGGCUGGGCUCGUUCCCAUCACCCUGUGCUGAACUCAUUCCCGAGGCUGCUCCAGGACCAGAGCUCAGGUCUCAGCUGCAGAGAGCCCCUGCAGAGCCUGGGGUCCCGCUCCGGCAUCACCCUUCCUACCUCACCUGUGCUUGGAUGGGGUGGGAGCAGGCAGGGCCCCUCGCACUGCAGUUCAGCUCCCGCCAGCAUCCCCACAGGAUCCAGCCCUUCCUCUGAGAGCACAACACAUGGAUGGGGUCUGCAUCCACUGCAGACACUGUGCAGGUCCUGAGCAAGGAAGAUGCUCUGGCUGCUGAUCCCGCUGUAUUCCCCCUGUUGCUGCAGGUGGGACUGAACACAGUUCAGUUCUCCCUCUUGGACUCAGAGAGACAUCCUGCCUCUGCCCCGUCUUUAUUUUAUUUAUUACCAGAGGCUGUAAGCAGCAGUGCUUCUCUACCCCCUCUUUCUUUUCCUUUCUUUUGUAUUUUGGAACAAUGUGUUGUAAUAAAUACCCAAAUAGGUGUUUUAA